Molecule: messenger RNA, 705 nt
Organism: Ostertagia ostertagi
Lineage: Eukaryota; Metazoa; Nematoda; Chromadorea; Rhabditida; Trichostrongylidae
Source: the annotation of a GenBank genome assembly
AUGGCCAGCCACAUGACCAGCCCGCUGCUCAACCAGGCCUUCGCGGAAUUCCACCGGCGCCACCCCAAGGCGACGUUCCUCACCACGGUGAUGUCGAGCCCCGAGAUCAUGAAGGCGAUGGCCGCGAGCACGAUUCACUUCGCCAUCACGCCGCUCUACCAGGCGCCCGAGCAGUUCGAGUGCUUCCACCUUUUCCGCGAACAUUGCGCCUUCUACUGCGGGCCGAGCCAUCGCCUGUUUGGCCGCCGCGACGUCACUGCGGCCGAGCUGCGCAACGAGGCUUCGGUCAGCUACUACCGGCCGGCGUCGAUCAGCUACACGCUGCAGACGAUCGCGGAUGCGCAUGCCGAGAUGCAGCUCGCCGAACCCGCCGUCGCCGUGUCGAACCAUAUGGAGGAAGUGCGACGCAUGAUCGUCGCCGGCAUCGGCAUCGGCGUCAUUCCCAUCCACAUCGCGGUGCGCGACGAGAAGGACGGGUUGCUGUGGCGGCUGCCGCCCUACAAGCCGAUGAUGCCGGUCGACAUCUUCAUGAUCACCAACCCGCGCGUUCAACCCAGCCGCGUCGAGCAAUCGCUGAUCGAUGUCAUCAAGGAGUUGGUGGAGGCCCGGCCGCUGAAGGAGCGGACCUAUCCGGAAGCGCUCGGCCUUUCCUACGCAGCACCCUCGACGGCAAAGGCGCGCCCGGGUCAGAAGAAGCGAUCGUAG